Messenger RNA from Bombyx mandarina (wild silkworm), 963 nucleotides. RefSeq names its product tigger transposable element-derived protein 2-like. Lineage: Eukaryota; Metazoa; Arthropoda; Insecta; Lepidoptera; Bombycidae. The record is from RefSeq and is a predicted model, not a curated record.
AUGGUUCGGAACUAUAAACGAAAAACAGAUCGUGGCAAAUGGGACCCUGAAGACAUGAAGAGAGCUGUAAAUGCAAUUCUUAAUAACAAGAUGGGGUUUCUUCGAGCCUCAGCUACAUUUGAUGUUCCGAAGUCGACCUUAGAACGCCGAGUAAGAAAAGCUCGUGAUACUGUGGAUGACGACACUGAUUCCGGUAACGACUGCGGGAAAAAGCAUUUGGGUCGAUUUAAAACUGUUUUUACAGCAGAACAAGAAGAUGAGUUGGCGCAAUAUGUGAAAUCUAUGGAAGCACGGCUUUUUGGAUUAACAGGAAAAGAACUUCGUGUAAUAGCUUAUCAGUUGGCUCAGCGAAAUCAUAUAGAUAACCCAUUUAAUAAAGAAACUGGUAUGGCAGGAGAAGAUUGGCUCAGCGGGUUUUUAAAACGCCAUCCAGACCUCGCGUACAGACGCCCUGAGCCGACAUCAGCCGCAAGAGCUAUGGCCUUUAACAGAGUAGCAGUUGAUCAAUUUUUUUCAUUGUUGGAAAAUGUAGUGGAUAAACAUAAGCUUACGCCUGAAAGGAUUUACAAUGUAGACGAAACGGGGAUCAGUACUGUUCCAAAAAGUCAUUCUAAGAUAUUGUCCUUGAGGGGCCAGAAGCAAGUCGGUUGCCUCUCAUCAGCAGAGAGAGGCCAGUUGGUUACGGCUGAAAUCUGUUUCAACGCUGCUGGAACGUAUGUCCCACCCAUGUUAAUAUAUGCUCGGAAGCGGAUGCGAGAUGAUCUUUUGGAUGACGCUCCGCCAGGGUUUUGGGGAACUUGUAGUGACAACGGCUGGAUCACAUCAAAUAUAUUUUUUGAUUGGUUUAAAACAUUUGUGCAGUUCACACAACCUACAAAAGAAAAACCUGUGUUGCUUCUGUUGGACGGACAUGCGUCACAUACAAAAAAUAUUGACCUAAUAGAUUAUGCCAAGAGAAAAUAA